AUGCGCACCUUGGAGUUCUUGUCGAUGUCGAGAAAUAACCUUACGGGAAGCUUCCCACAGUUCAUCAGCAACUGCACCGAUCUGGUGCGUCCUGACUUGUCGCACAAUGCUUUCAAUGGCACAAUACCAGAAAUGCUAGUGGAGAUGGCCCCGAAUUUGAUGUAUCUGAACUUGACAUGGAAUAGCUUUUCUAGGACAAUACCAAGAUCUCUUGUCCACCUGAAAAGGCUCCAAGAGUUACAGCUUGCAUCAAAUAAGCUCACUGGUGGCAUCCCAGAUAUGCUCACAACAAUGUCUGGGUUGCGAGUCCGUCGGCUGGGCAACAACUUCCUCACUGGGUCGAUUCCAAUGAGCAUUGGACCAAUUCCUCCAUCGAUUGGGGACAUGAAGCUUCUACAGAUUAUGCGUUUAUCUCAGAACAACCUCACUGGCAUGAUACCACCAGAAAUUAGCCAUAUGGCAGCGUUGCAAGCUCUCUAUCUCGAAGAGAACCAGUUGGAGGGUAAAAUACCAAUGGAAAUUGGCAAUUUGACUGCACUACAAGAACUCGAUCUGAGGAACAAUCACUUAGAAGGCAUGCUACCACCCUGCAUCCGUAAUUGCUUCAAACUCUGCGCUCUCAGGCUGGCGCAAAACAACUUCUCCGGAAAUAUAUCACAGGUUCUUGGAGUCCAUCCCGAGCUAACUGUUCUUGAUUUCUCUGAGAAUCAAUGGAGUGGAAUAUUACCAGCAGCUUUCUGUUCGUUUAGUUCUCUACAAAUCCUUGACUUAUCCGAUAAUAAUCUGUUUGGAGAACUCCCUAAUUGUUGGUGGGACCUCAAAAGCCUCCAAUAUAUGGGUUUGUCAAGAAACAGAUUUUCAGGGAAUCUUCCAGAUACCAGGAACCAUACUUCGCUCAAAUCACUGCACUUGGCAAACAACCUUUUCUCUGGGGGUUUUCCAUCUGCCUUGAAGAAAUUUGGACGGUUGGUUACACUUGAUCUGGGAGAGAAUAAGUACUAUGGCACAAUUCCUUCAUGGUUAGGUGUAAGAAAUCCUAUGCUACAGUUUCUCCGACUCCGAUCAAAUAUGUUUCGCGGUAAUAUUUCGUGCCAGUUAGCACAACUCUUCAAACUUCAGUUACUUGAUUUAGCUAAUAAUAAAAUUAUAGGUUCUAUACCAAGAGGGUUCGCUAACUUGACAUCCAUGAUGGAACCAAAAACAGAAAUAUUUAUGAUACUACCCGAAAAUAGUACCAAUUAUCCAUAUUUCGAUAGAAUUAGUGCAAAUUGGAAAGGGCAAGAUAAUGUCUUUCAAAGAACAGUCACACUGUUGACCGGCAUCGAUUUAUCAUGCAAUUUCCUUUCUGGUGGCAUCCCUAAGGGGUUGCCAAAUCUUCAAGGCCUCCUAUUGCUAAACUUAUCAAGAAAUCAUCUAUCUGGUGGUAUCCCUACAGAUAUUGGUAAUUUGAAGUUCGUUGAAUCCCUUGACUUCUCUUGGAACCAACUGUCAGGCUCCAUACCAUCCAGCUUCUCAAACCUGAUGUCUCUUAGUUCCCUAAAUCUCUCUCACAACCUUCUAUCUGGAAAGAUACCUACAGGCCACCAACUCCAAACAUUUGAAGACCCUUCAAUAUAUGACCAUAAUGCUGGUCUCUGUGGGUUUCCUUUGAGCAUAGCAUGUUCAGAUGAUCCAAGCCCUGUGCCAGCAUUCGACAAGCAGGACACUCAAUGGUUGCCAUAUUGGGAAAUUGGUGGUUUCAUCUUUGGAUUUUGGCUGUGCAUUGGAGUCUUAUUUUUCUCGGAGCGAUGCAGGACCAUGAUCUUUUACCAUGUGGAUAGGAUGCAAAUCAUGGUUAUGCAAAAGAUUGCAGCCUGA
This is a messenger RNA of Oryza brachyantha (malo sina), 1857 nucleotides long. RefSeq names its product LRR receptor-like serine/threonine-protein kinase GSO1. The record is from RefSeq and is a predicted model, not a curated record. The coding region runs from base 1 to 1857 and encodes 618 amino acids. Lineage: Eukaryota; Viridiplantae; Streptophyta; Magnoliopsida; Poales; Poaceae. Gene Ontology annotation, molecular function: protein binding. The transcript has 5 exons.